This is a messenger RNA of Gongylonema pulchrum, 243 nucleotides long. The record is from the annotation of a GenBank genome assembly. Lineage: Eukaryota; Metazoa; Nematoda; Chromadorea; Rhabditida; Gongylonematidae.
AUGUCCGGUCGAGUAGUCGUCACAGUGACCAAUGCGAAAGAGAACAACAGUCUGGUGACGAUCAUCGAGGGUCGAUUGGCGGACAUCAUCAGGGGCGUCGCCAAUCAUUCGGCGCUUGGCUUCUCCGUUAAAGACGAUGUUCGUUCUAUUGUAUCGUUCACAACAAAGGGUACUUGCAAAUUUAAGUAUGGCGUAGAGCAAAUCGUCAAACUGCGCGAACAUCCGGUCAAGAGGCCGUUUUGA